AUGGCAGGUGGGCGAGCGGCCUCAGCAGUGCUCCCCCGGUCGCCGCUGGCUAUCCAUAACUGGGAAAAUGGGGAUGGGAACCGCCACUGUUUAUGGCGACGCCCGGUGGGCAGAAGCCGCCAGCUUUGCAGCCUUGCUGCAGCGCAGCAGAGCAGCCAGCGGCCUCCUCGGUCCAGCGGCCCCUUACUGCUCGCACCUGUGAGCUUCCGCUGUGAACGCACAGGCACAGCGGGAGGACCAGACCAGGGGCUAGAGCCUAGCGAGAGGCGAGAGGGAAGAGGAGCCGGUGAAGAGGGGCGGAACCGGAGGGUGCGGGAAUCUGGGGGCAAAGAGAGAGGCAGAGGGAGAUGGAGGGAGGGAGCUCGGCUAGCUAGGUGA
Miscanthus lutarioriparius is the source of this 378-nucleotide messenger RNA. NCBI's taxonomy places the organism in Eukaryota, Viridiplantae, Streptophyta, Magnoliopsida, Poales, Poaceae. The record is from the annotation of a GenBank genome assembly.